Hippocampus comes (tiger tail seahorse) is the source of this 2368-nucleotide messenger RNA. RefSeq names its product myotubularin related protein 2 (gene mtmr2). Gene Ontology annotation, molecular function: phosphatidylinositol-3,5-bisphosphate 3-phosphatase activity; phosphatidylinositol-3-phosphate phosphatase activity. Gene Ontology annotation, biological process: phosphatidylinositol dephosphorylation. The transcript has 16 exons. NCBI's taxonomy places the organism in Eukaryota, Metazoa, Chordata, Actinopteri, Syngnathiformes, Syngnathidae. Bases 148 to 2073 code for a protein of 641 amino acids. The record is from RefSeq and is a predicted model, not a curated record. Gene Ontology annotation, cellular component: cytoplasm; membrane.
AGAGCUAGUUCUCGAAGAGCGAUUAAAGCUGCUGGGAAAACAUGGCAGCUUCCUUUUGUUGCUGAUUUUAGUACUGUAUACUAGUGGGGGAUUAAAUACCCUUCUAGCGCCACUGCAGCCACCGGAUCAAGAAAAGAGAACAAUAAUAUGGAGAAGACUGGAAGUAUCGACAGUUUGGGCUCCAAGCAAUCCUCUUCUCGACAUCCGAGUGUUGAUUCAUUGUCCAGUUCUGAGCGUUCGGCCCACGUUAAACCUUCCUCUGCCAUGUUGUCUGAGAUGGCCACCUCAGCAGAGUUUUCCCCAGAAAUCAGGGUCAAGACCAAAACUCAUGCAAAGCAGGUUUUUAGAGAUUCUGAUAAAGAGGAACCACAGUUACUUCCAAAUGAAGUUGUGCAAGAUAUGGCUCAAGACGUCACCUACUUCUGUCCUUUCACCGGAGCACUGCGAGGAAUAGUGACAGUUAGCAACUACAGACUCUUCUUCAAAUGCAUGGACAGGGAGCCGUCUUUUGUGCUAGAUUUGCCCCUCGGGGUUGUGAGUCGUGUGGAGAAGAUUGGCGGUGCAUCAAGCCGUGGUGAUGUGUCCUAUGGCCUAGUCUGCAAGGAUAUGCGUAAUCUGCGAUUUGCACACAAACAAAUGGACGACACCCUCAAGAAGUCCAUUUUCGAAGUGUUGAUGAAAUUUGCCUUUCCUGUCUCCACCGGACUGCAAAUAUUUGCCUUCGAGUACGGACAAGUGUUUCCUGAGAAUGGAUGGAAGGUGUACGACGCAGUCUCUGAAUACAAAAGACAGGGCAUUCCCAAUGAAAGUUGGAGGAUUACAAAGGUAAAUGAUCACUACGAACUGUGCGACACCUACCCAUCCACUCUGGCAGUUCCAGUCAACAUUCCAGAUGAAGAGCUAAAGAGAGUAGCAGCCUUUCGGGCGAAGGGAAGGAUACCUGUGUUGUCCUGGAUCCAUCCAGAAAGCCAGGCAACUGUGACACGUUGCAGUCAGCCCAUGGUCGGGGUGAACGGGAAACGGAGCAAAGAGGAUGAAAAAUACCUACAGGCAAUCAUGGAUGCCAACGCCCAGUCACAUAAACUCUUCAUUUUUGAUGCCAGGCCCAGUGUUAAUGCUGCCGCUAACAAGAUGAAAGGUGGCGGAUAUGAAAGCGAGGAUGCUUAUCAAAAUGCGGAAUUGGUGUUCUUGGACAUUCACAACAUCCAUGUAAUGAGAGAGUCGCUCCGCAAGCUGAAGGAUAUUGUCUACCCUAACAUUGAGGAUUCACACUGGCUUUCAAAUCUGGAGUCUACUCACUGGCUUGAGCACAUCAAGUUGAUCCUGGCAGGAGCGUUGCGCAUUGCAGACAAGGUGGAGUCUGGCAAAACGUCCGUGGUCGUGCACUGCAGCGAUGGCUGGGACCGCACGGCGCAGCUCACCUCACUAGCCAUGCUCAUGUUGGACGGUUACUUCCGUACCAUUCGUGGCUUCCAGGUGUUGCUGGAGAAAGAAUGGCUGAGCUUCGGGCACCGUUUUCAGCUGCGUAUCGGCCAUGGCGACAAGAACCACACAGAUGCAGAUCGCUCACCUGUUUUUAUUCAGUUUGUCGACUGUGUGUGGCAGUUGACCCGCCAGUUUCCUGCAGCUUUCGAGUUCAACGAAUUCUUCCUGGUGACCAUCUUGGACCAUCUGUACAGCUGCUUGUUUGGGACGUUCCUGUGUAAUAGCGAACAGCAGAGGCUGAAAGAAGAGAUUCCAAAGAGGACAGUAUCCUUGUGGUCGUACAUUAACAGCCAGUUGGAGGAGUUUACCAAUCCUUUGUAUGUCAACUUCUCCAAUCAUGUGCUGUUCCCUGUCGUCAGCCUACGCCACCUGGAGCUCUGGGUUGGCUACUACAUACGUUGGAACCCUCGUAUGAGGCCUCAGGAACCUGUUCAUCAGCGCCACAAGGAACUGCUGGCAAAACGUGCUGAGCUGCAGAAAAGAGUGGACGAGCUGCAGAGAGAGGUGACAAAUCGCUCAGCGUCCUCUUCCUCUGAGCGGGCAGGCUCUCCAACACGGUCCAUCACCCCAGUCCAGACCUUUGUUUGACUUAACCCGACUGGUGUACAUUUGUCACUCAGAUACAGCGUGCAAGGUCUCUUUUGGCGAAACACACUCCGCUAAAUAUCUUAAUAAUCGAGCAUUGUGUCUGCUUGGAACAGACUCGUGAGAAUUCUAAACACCAUUUAUUCCAAUGACUGACCGCCAAAUCAGUAUUGUUAGCUUUGGAGCUCCUAAAAUGUUAUCAUGCUAAGAUAUUUAUGUCCUACACACUACAUGAGAAAAUGUAAUUCUACUAUUCCAAAAACAAUACAUCCCAAGCUAGUUUAAAGGCAUUCACUGG